Oncorhynchus masou masou (cherry salmon) is the source of this 12421-nucleotide messenger RNA. RefSeq names its product serine/threonine-protein kinase WNK2-like. The record is from RefSeq and is a predicted model, not a curated record. Gene Ontology annotation, molecular function: ATP binding; protein serine/threonine kinase activity; potassium channel inhibitor activity. The transcript is spliced from 31 exons. Lineage: Eukaryota; Metazoa; Chordata; Actinopteri; Salmoniformes; Salmonidae. Gene Ontology annotation, biological process: monoatomic ion homeostasis; positive regulation of potassium ion import across plasma membrane; protein phosphorylation. Bases 487 to 9111 code for a protein of 2874 amino acids. Gene Ontology annotation, cellular component: cytosol; cytoplasm.
UGUUGUCGCAAGCUAAACGUGCGCUUUAAUUGGGUGGCCCUCCAGUCAUUACUAUGGGCGUGGAACCUGUAAAAAGGGGACCUCGCAGCAGUAGACAGUAGUAGCAUUUACCGGGCUGAUUUAUUUUGUGAUGGGAAACUCUGACGACCUAAUAACGUUUCAAGUUAAAUACUGAGGAUAUUUACCCGGACUCUAUGGACAUCAGCAUAACAACUCUUGAAGAUUCAUCGCCUCUGAAAGUCGUAUGACAGACACUCGCGCAGGUAAGCUGCAGAAAGAUCAACGGCACGCGUAUUUCCCACAUCGGAUGAGUCGAGGCCGGGAAGCAAGAUUGAUGUGCACACUGACAUCGUUCCGUUGAUACCCCCAUGCUGAAGAAUUGUCACCGGGCGUGUGCUGCAGAUAUUCGGCCCCCACUCCAUCUUCACUUUGGGAAUAGCCAUGGCAAUCAUCUGGAAACGUCAGUGACUCAACAAUUAAAUCGCCAUGGAAUCGGGUGCCGAGCCCGAUGGAUUUAAAUACCCAUCUCUUCCCAAUUCACAAUGCGAACUCAACAUAAAUAUGUAUGAGACUAUCAGAGAUGGAAACGUCACUAAUAUGGACACUUCGACGGUCGUGAGAGGUGGGAGCGACCCAAGUGCAUAUCCUCCAUCGAAUUAUCAGCGGAUCGUGCGCCAAAGAUUCAUCAGGAGAAGUUUGUGGUUCUCAGACUCUGAUGAGCAGGCCUUUGAGGUGCCAGAAUGUGACAACCGGAGUAAAAUCCUCAAUGUAAGCCUGCGCACGAUAGUUGACAGGACACGGGGGGCUCAGUUAGGGCCACAGGAGAGCUCCAGUCCCGAGAGUCAAGGGGGGAAGAAAGACAGCGCCACAGAGAGCGCCAGCGCUGAUGAGAAGGAGAAGACUGUGGAUAAAUUGAAUGUUGCAUCCACCGACGGCAGUAAAAACACUGUCAGAACUGCUAGCGAGGAGGAAGAGGCUGAGAUGAAAGCUGUUUCCACGUCCCCUGGGGGACGGUUUCUCAAGUUCGAUAUCGAGCUCGGGAGAGGGUCCUUCAAGACUGUCUAUAAAGGUCUGGAUACUGACACCUGGGUGGAAGUUGCCUGGUGUGAACUUCAGGACCGUAAGCUGACCAAAGUGGAGCGUCAGCGGUUUAAGGAGGAGGCCGAGAUGCUGAAGGGGCUGCAGCACCCCAACAUCGUCCGCUUCUAUGACUUUUGGGAGUCACCCCUCAAAGGGAAGAAGUGCAUUGUCCUGGUGACGGAGCUCAUGACCUCCGGAACACUCAAAACCUAUCUGAAGCGCUUCAAGGUGAUGAAACCCAAGGUCUUAAGGAGUUGGUGUAGACAGAUCCUAAAGGGCCUCCACUUCCUCCACACCCGGGACCCUCCUAUCAUCCACAGGGACCUGAAGUGUGACAACAUCUUCAUCACGGGCCCCACCGGCUCUGUAAAGAUAGGAGACCUGGGCCUGGCCACACUCAAGAGGGCCUCCUUCGCCAAGAGUGUCAUAGGAACCCCAGAGUUCAUGGCCCCAGAGAUGUAUGAGGAGCACUAUGACGAGGCAGUGGACGUCUAUGCCUUUGGGAUGUGUAUGCUGGAGAUGGCCACCUCAGAGUACCCCUACUCGGAGUGCCAGAACGCUGCACAGAUCUAUCGCAAAGUUACCAGCGGAGUGAAGCCUGCCAGCUUCAACAAGGUUGUGGAUCCUGAAAUCAAGGAGAUCAUUGGCGAGUGCAUCUGCCAAAAGAAAGCGGAGCGGUACUCUAUAAAGGACCUGCUGAACCAUGCCUUCUUUGCGGAGGACACAGGGGUGCGGGUGGAGCUGGCAGAGGAUGAUGAUGGGAAGAAGGAAGCUAUCGCCCUGAAACUGUGGGUGGAAGACCCCAAGAAGCUGAAGGGGAAGUACAAGGAGAGUGGCGCAAUUGAGUUCACCUUUGAGCUGGAGAAAGAGACACCAGAGGGCGUAGCCCAAGAGAUGGUGGAAUCUGGGUUCUUCCAUGAGAGUGAUGCUAAGAUUGUGGGGAAGUCUAUCCGAGACCGUGUAGCGCUGAUCAAAUGGAGGAGAGAGAGGUCCGUAUUGGCAGGACCCCCAGUGGACAUAGGAGAGGCAGGACUCGGGGCCCAGUCAGCCCCGGCCCAGGGGGCCUCUGCUGGGGCUACACAGGCAGUACAGCCCCCUCUGCUGGAGCCAGAGACAGACCAGCACGCCAGGCUGCGUAACCUUCCAGCCAGCGCCACCUCUGUCACAUCAGACAGUACGUUUGACAGCGGCCUAGGCUCCGCUGUGUACUCUGACUCCAACAGCAGCCAACACAAUGUCCUCUACCAGUCCCUAGUGGAGCCCAUCACCAAGGCAAUGCAGCAGCGUCACCGCAGUGGUCUGUAUUUGGCUUCAGCACGCCCCCGCUCCUGUGAAAAGGGCGAGGGGUGGAAAGGAGCCCUCGGGCCAGAGCUCCAAAUGGGGGUAGGAGCAGGGGCAAGGAGAGGGAGUGCCUCUGUCAUUGACACUCUGAGGGGCAACAACGUCACUCUUCAUAUGCUCCUGCAACCUCUAACCUCUGGGCCCUGCAGCCCACAGAGAGCUGCCAGUCCUGCCCCCACAUCACCAGACAACCAAACAGAGAACAGCCCAUCUGAGUUCUGCUCCGAGGCAGAGGACAGCACCCCUUUUCCAAGUGCGUUGCCUGCCCCCCUCCUCCUGGCCCUCCCUGACCCCACACACUCUGAGGCCCGGCGUCUUAGUGACUCUUCUGUUGAAUCCCAGACAUUGGAAGCCACCAAUGCGAGCAGGGUUAAAUCUGUGUCAGGUGGGCGGAGGCAUUCAGACUUCAGCACCCUGCUGAGUCGAAACUAUGCCUAUCAUCAUCACCACCACCACCAAGGCACACCCAGAAAGCACCUCUGCCAGGCCUGCUUCUCUCUGCUGCUGCAGAAGUCACAAGAAGGGGGGCACAAGCAGCAGCACAUCGCCUUUCCCUUCCCACCACACCCCUGUGGGGUAGCGACAACUGCAGGAUCAGGAGGGGUGAAAGGUCAAAGUCAAAUAGGAAGUGACUGCUCUGACCUCUUCUUACUACAACAGAACCUGAUGAACAUCAUCAGCCGUAAAACCACCAUAUCCAACAAGGGCCAACCCUCCCUCCUCCACCUGCCUGCAGCCCAGCAGCCUGCCAAGAACUAUGGGGAUGGGAGUCUGAACUUACCCCAGAGAGGCAGCUUCAGUGGUGGCCACACUACACCUCCUCUGGCCACGCCCACACAGGACCGCAGGGCCAGCUACUGCGCUGGGGAGCACAGAGCCACCGGGCCCCUGGGAGUGUCCAGUGCUGUGCACACCUUGCUCCAGAACCAUGCGUCUCUCCAGAGCCAGCCUGCCCCGGCCCCGCACACCCACCUGCAAUACCUCCAGCCUGGCCACAGCUACCCCAUCGCUCCCCAGGUCAUUCAACAGACACCCACCACAGCCAGCUUCUCAGCUGUAGCUUUACAUCACACCCCAGCCUCAGCAAGUUACUCUGCAUCAAACAUUCCCCUGCAACAGAAUCAUACCGGACAGAGCUACCCAGCUCCACCUCAGCAACAGACAGCAACAAGUUAUACAACUGCAAAUGUACCACUUCAACAGCCUGCAGCAAGCUUUUCAGCGACAACCAUGCCCCAGCAGCAGCCACACAACGCAGCAAGCUACACAGUAGCAACAAUGCCAAUCCAGCAGACACCAACUCCACAGAGUUAUGUUGCUCCAGCUCUGCAACAGCUGACUCAAACUGCAGCGAGCUAUGCAGCUGCAGCUCUGAAACAAAACCCAACACCAGCAAGCUUCUCAGAAGCAGCAGCCUUGUCUGUCCAACAGACUGUAUUGGCCGCUACCAUAGCAGCAGCAACAAAACCCUCUCAACCAGCUGCACAGAACUACUCCACUCCAGUGGGGCAUCUCCAACAGACUGCACCCACACAGAGUUAUGCAUCUGUAGCCUCAACUGUGGUCCACACCGUACCUAUACCCAGUCUCCCUACUUGGACCCCCAGUGUAGCAACACAACCUCUAGCUUCUGUUGUGCCUCCCCCAGUCCAGCCUUGCCCAGCCCCACACAGCCUCACAGACAAAGCCAUGCCUCCCAUUCUGCAGCCUGGCCAGUCUAGUCCCAUGCUUCACAGACAACAGACAAUGCAGGUCCCCAUUCAGCAGCAACACUGCCAGCAAAUGGCACAGACCGCUGUCCAACAGGAUAGUCCCAUGCAGCACAGCCAACCGACAGUGCAGGUCCCCCUACCCCAACACAGCCAGCCAAUGGUCAAGCCUACUGUCCAACAGGCUCCAGUUGUCCAGCGCUACCAGUCACCUGCCCAUACUGAGCAGCAAGGUUCAACCCUCCAGAGUUACCCCAGUUCUGUACCCCUGAUAGGGCAACAGAACUCGGCUUCACAGAGCUACCCACCCUCAGACCCACACACACAACAGGCUGCUUCACAGAGCUACCCACCCACAGCCACACAGGCUGCAAUGGUGCAAGGCUACACAUCACUCCAACCCAGUGUGAUGGGUCAGGCCUAUCCAUCUGCUCAAGCUCCACAGCAGGUCGCAGACCCACAGACCUACCCAGUGGCCCCCAUAGUGCAACAACAGACUGGGACUACUGCACAGCACAGCCAGAUCCAGGUGGCCCCGCUACCCCCAGGCCAGCAGAGUUGGUACUAUCUCCACAACCCAGCUUUCCCGAACCAGAAUGUCCCUGGGGGUCAAAGCCUUCCCCAGCACCACCAAUCAUUAUCUAGUCUGCCUGCCCAGGCACUGCCUCCUCAGAAGCCAUUGGCUCAGGCCUCUGACCCUCUGCAGUUGCAGCCACUACAGAUGUCCACUUCUCUUCCACCAACACACCUUUCACAGUUUCCCUCACUGUAUCCCAACAUCCAAGUGGUGACACCUCUGGCUGGAUGUGACUCCUACCCUCACACCUGCCAUGUUCCCCAGUCCUACCCCUCCUCCACUGCCCCGUCUCUGCCCCCUCUCUACCUCUCCCUAGGCCAGCCUGCCACUCUGCCCCCCUCUGUCUCGCCCCUUGCCCCCCUGAACGCUCUGGUGCCACCCACCUCUGUGUCCUUGAUACCCUCAUCCACAACCCUGCUGGCCAUGGCAGCACCCACACUGCCACAGCACCUGCAGAUGUACCCUGCUGUUUUGCACCAGAGUGUUAUGACACACCCCCACACACAACAACCUACUCACUCACACUCUGCCUCACUCCCUAGACAACAGAACACACAACUGCAGAAUACGCACCACAUGAACCCAGACCAUUCUGCCCUACCUGUUCAACACAACCCACACCCCACAUACUCACACCAUGCCGCUGCACCUGAGCUUGCUCUGCACAGCUCUCAGCCAUUAAGACAGGUCAAGCAGCAGACCCAGCUUCCAGAUCCAGUCCACCCCUCCCAGCCUACCCAUCCUGCAGUUUUCUCCACUCCAAUACGUAGUGGGCCGGACAGGGGCACAGUUGCUGCCGCAGCCCAGCUUGACCAGAACCUCAGCCAAAACCUGUCGCAGCGUCAGGCACUAGGCCAGAACCAGAGCCAACCCCAGGCUCCAGCGUCACAGCCACUAGGCUCCCAGACAGCAGGACCUGGGCCUGCCAGCACCAGCUUGACACAGCGGAACCAGGCCAGUGCCAGCACAGGGACCAGGGUCACCUCAGCACAGCCUCUAACAGAGUCCAAUCUGGAGGAUCUUGGUGCAGAGAAGCAGGCGUCAGGGGCCAGCUACUCCUACGACAGUGUGAACUCCGAUGCCACCUCAGGGAAGGAGAUGAGCGACGGUAAUGAGGGGGGACACGGGUCAGGGAAGGGCGAGGGCAAGGUCCGGAAACCCCACCGCCGCUCCACACGCACCCGCUCACGCCAAGAGAAGAUCAACAAGCCCAAACUCAGCAUGCUCAACGUGUGUAAUACAGGGGAUAAGAUGGUGGAGUGUCAGCUGGAGACCCACAACCACAAGAUGGUCACCUUCAAGUUUGACCUGGACGGAGACGCACCUGAGGAGAUCGCCACUUACAUGGUGGAGAAUGACUUCAUCCUGCUCCUGGAGAAGGAGAUGUUUAUAGAGCAGCUGAAGGACAUUGUGGACAGGGCUGAGGAUCUGCUGAGUGAAGACACGGAGGGCGAGAGGAGCUCUGACCACGUGGGCAGUCCUCAACAGAGCCACGGAACAGUCAUACUGGGGGGAGAGGGUUCAAAGACUGCUACACCUAAUUCACCACAGCUUGUUUACCAGCAGAACGUCCUCCACACUGGGAAGCGCUGGUUCAUUAUCUGCCCCGUGGCCGAGACGCCCACGCCAGACAGGGAGAAGACCUCAUCAGACGCCUCUACAGCCAAGGAGGCUCCUGAUAUGUCAUUGUCUAGGUCCAGCUGCAGUACUACUCCUCCUGUUCCUGCCCUGACCACCACAGCCCCUACUCCAGCCACUUCUGCCCUCCCUGCACCCCAGAGCUCUAUUCAGCCUCAGGACCCCAAUGUGGGCAAGGCCAGAAUGCAGCAGCCCCAGGCCUCUGGAACCAAACCCACCACCAAUAGUACCACUGCUGCUGUGGGCCGCCACGAGCCCUGUGUCUCCAUGGUAACAGACAUCCCAUGCUGCCCCAUUGUUCCACCCGUGUCUCUGGAUGUGAAUGGGGUGGAACAUAAAGGGGCGAGCAGCUCUUCCUCCUGUCUACCCAAUCAGGGGGCCAGCCUGUCAGGAGACCCGCCCCCUCUGGGCUCCCACCAACCUGUGGUCUUGCAGCAGCCCUACGCCACACCUAGCAUGGUGGGUGGAGGAGGUGGAGCCACAACACCAUCACAGCCCCAGAGUCCAGCCCACCAGGCCUCCCAGCAGCAGGAUGGACCUGGUGGAUCCGGGAGUGGAGGUGGUGGGGGCCUGGGGGAGUCUGAUGGAGAGGGCCCCCCCAGGGUGGAAUUUGUGGACCGCACGAUCAAGACUCUUGAUGAGAAGCUGAGGAACCUGCUGUACCAGGAGUAUGCCCCAUCUGCUCCCUCCAGCACCGCCUCAGACCUCCAGGGCUUCAGCACAGAGGGGGUCAGCUCUCCCCUUGUCUCUGACAGCCAGACCAUCACAGAAGGGGGGCUCCCCAGGAAGGGAGAGCUGCUGCCUCAGAUCCCUGAGCGUACAGAUAGUUUGGAUACCCUGAGUGACACUGCAGGUGUGCUGAACACUGACAUGAUGGGCGGUUCCAGUUCCUAUGGCUCCAAGAGCCGUUUUCAGAUCGUCCCCACUCCUCCAGACGUCAUCAUCCGUCGUUUAGAGAAGGGCAGAAGUCGCAGCACCUGCAGCUCCACGGCUCCCUCUAGUGGCUCGGGGGGCUCUCACGCUGCAGCUGAGGGGGGAGGAUGGCGAGACCAGGGGUGUAUGGCCGUGGGCAGGUUCUCAGUGAUAACCACCGAAGAGGGGCUGGAAAACACAGCCAAACCUCACUGUAGCCACCGCUACUCAGCCCCGCCAGACUUCUACCAGGACACUCCCACCUCCAGCCCCAACGCCACCCCCACCCUGCUCCCACGCGCCCACACUGCUGAUGCUGCCACAAACUACUCCUUCCACUUCGACUCUGACUCAGGGGAGGAGGACACCAGUAGUUUAGCCCCUACCCCUGCCCACCACAAGCCUCCAGUCCACGCACUCUCGGAACACGGCGGAAGUGACCUCAUGAAGAGGGCAGUGGCCUUCCUACGCCGCACGGGCCGCAGCAGCAGUGUGCAGAGCUCUGAUUCGCCGAGCCGGCAACCAGCGGUAGCGAAUGGCCACGCCCUCUCGCUGCCUGGACCCGGCCCCGCAUCGUACAUCAGCAGUGACAACGAUUCUGAGUUUGAGGAUGCGGACAUGAGGAAGGAGCUGCAGAGGCUGAGGGAAAAACACAUGAAGGAGAUCUCAGAGCUGCAGGCGUUCCAGAGGAAUGAGAUCGAGCAUCUGUAUAAAGAGGUGGGGAAAGCCCUGCCGCCUGGUGUAGGCCUGCUGCACGCUGCGCCCCCUAGUGGCCGCAGACGUAGGGCCAGCAAACACAAGCUGAAGGCGGGCAAGCUGCUCAACCCCACGGUGCAGCAGCUGAAAAACAACCUGAACACCACCACUGCCGGUGAGAGUGCACCAGGCUUGUCUGGCUCUCCAGCUAAGAGCUCCAUCAUGUCUGAUGGCUCUGCCUGCUCCAGUGGCAGCAGCAGUAGUACCAGCAGCACUCUGCCCAGCACGGCCCCACAACCCGUUCAGACCCAGCAGCCCUGUUCUCUCAAGGGCUCCCUCUCCUCUGACAGCAUCUAUGGUGGUGGCAUGGCCACACACGCUGGCCCAGGGCAAGGAUGGACGGUAUACCACCAAACGUCAGAGAGAGUGACCUAUAAAUCUAGUAGCAAACCGCGUGCUAGAUUCCUCAGUGGACCCGUGUCUCUGUCCAUCUGGUCCACACUGAAACGACUAUGUCUAGGCAAAGAACGCAGUAGUAGGUCUUCUCACGGCACCAGUGCAACACAGACAGCGUCCAAUCAGCAACAGCCACCAGCUGUUCCCACCCCUUCGUCAUCUCCUCAACCAAUGGCGGCUCUAGCUCAGGCCCAGACGAACAACAGCAACAACAAGAAGCCAGGCACCUUCACGGACGACCUGCACAAGCUGGUAGAUGAUUGGACGAAGGAGACGCUGGCGGCCAAUCAGCCACGGCCCUCUCUGAACCAAAUCAAACAGCAGAGACGCAGGCAGGACCUGGAGGGCCGAGCCACGCCCAUGGGAGGAGCCACACAGGAGGUGAGAUGUGCCAUCCUUCCAAACAAGUUCCAGCUGCCUCUGUCCUGUCCACUGACAGUUGUAGGCCUAGCCAUGCCCACUGACCUGGGCUCCAACCCCUCUGCCAUGCUCCAGCCUGGGUACCUGGUACCCGCAGGUCCUUAUGGAGGGGUUGUGCCCGGCCCCUUAUACCCCCAGCAGUGGUCUGGUAUGCCCAGUCCUGUGGGGAUGAUUGGGACAGCGGGAGGAAUGCCCUACCCCACCAUGGCCAACCCAGGGUUGCAGGCAUACCCCCUUACCCUGCACAGCCCUGAGAACGGCCCUAACACCAGGACUACCUAAUGUGACAAAUGGCACCAUCUUGCACCCAGCAACCCCCCCACCCCAUUGCACCUGAUGCUCAAAACAGACUGCCCCCAGUGUUCCCCUCUAUCUCAGCACCCUCACAUCAGGUCUUACCUAAUUCUGUGCUAAUAAACCUAACUCCACUCUGUCCCCCCUGGUUCUCACUCCAGGGUUACAAUUGUAAUGAAAUCAGUCUAAUCACUUUUAAUGGGGUGAUGGGAUGGAAAAUAGAAUAAAGGGCCCACACAUUUAGAUGCACCAACAAAUGGCUUAUGGGUUGUUCCACCUUAAAAAGCACGAGGAUUUUGACAACCACCAUCUCUGAUUGUGCUAAAAUUGUUUCUGUAGUUAGAAACAUAAGAUUAGCAUUCCUCAAACAAUUUGUUGAAGUAUAAUUUAUUGCAACACCCUUUUUUUAAAUUUCACUGAUAUUUAAGUGUAUUAAAUGGAUCACAUUUUCUUUACAACAUUGGGUAGAAAACCAAUGGCUUUGGCUCAAGGGAAUAUGUUACAUAGGAUGAAGAAGCAAUACUCCAAGUCAGACAUAGAGAACUGUUGCUGUAAACUGGGUGGGAUUGGUGUGGGGGGUCCGUGGGUGGUGUUUGACCAUUUUUAUUGGAUUCCUUGUGUCUUACUUAAUUGUUGGAAGAAGUUAGUACCAAACAUACGAUUUGGGUCAAUGUGAAUCCUAUAAAUUUAAAAGGGCCAAUUUGGGUACAAUCAAUUAGCUUAAUUUCUCAAAUUUAAACAAUGUUGCAAGAAUGCCAAUCUUAUGUUUCUAACUACAGAAACGAUUUCAGAACAAUCUGAGAUGGUGUCAUGGCUUGCUGGGAUGACUCUUGUGUUGAGUACACAUAAGAGUGUGUCUGAGUACUGGCCUCGACUUGACUGUACUACUCAACCCCUCCAGUGUUCCUAUAUGCAGGAUAGUCCUGCUCCGCUCUGAUUAUGUGGUUUGAUGCUUUAUCAAAGAGUAACAUGCAUGUAAAUAACCUGUGAGCUUGUAAAUCUCCAGUGUGCAGGUAGAUGUAUAAACUACAACACCUGAAGUUUUACUGUGUGUGCUUGUGCACAGUAUAAAUGUGUGUGUGUGUGUGUCAGAGUACCUACUGCUUUGGUCUUGACUAAACUCAGUCAUACAAAUAAUAUUAGCGGUCACCAAUGCGACGUUUUCACCAAAUCCAUAAACCAAUAAGCAGUAAUGUUUUCAGAAAGCUUUUUAUCGUUUAACGUUUUGUCAACCUUAAUACACUACAUUAGAAAUGAGAAUACAAGGGUUUAAGAUGACAGGAUACCUGUAUUUAAGGUGAAAUUCUCUGGAGGAGUGCCUUGAACAUAGCUUUUUCUGUGAAAUGAAGCCUGUCCAAAUCACAUGGAUUUUAUUUAAUGGUGCCUUGAGUGCCACUUAAUUGUUUUAAUGCUUUGCAGACACUUUUUGGUUUACAUUUGAAUGCCCUUGUAGCACUGCACUAUUAACACAGUAUAUGCGUUCAUUUAAGUAAUAAAAUCAUGUUUUUAAUCUUUUGUUUAUGCCACCCUUGUGAAAUUUAGAACGCCAUAGACGUGAAAUGGACACUUGCCUUGCGAGAACAGGCAGUUGAUGUAGCUACAGUUAAUAAGAGUGAACAUAAAUCAAAACCCACUCAUUGGGCAGUGGUUAGUGGCAUAGAGUUAGAAUUCAUAGGAUUAACUUUCCAAUUCAAGUCAAUGUUCCCCAAUGGAUGGAUCAAUUGAAUUCUCAUUCAAUAUUUGUAGGUCUGUUUUUAGAGGGGAGCCAGUAGUGUCCAGCUCAGAAUGUAGCAGAGGCAGGUUUGCCGAGCGAGACUUAAAGUGCAAUUUCACCCCUCCACCUAGCUUUCGUAGUGGCCUUGCCACAAGCCUUAUCCAGGAACCUGCAACGGGAGCUAGUUUAUUUUGUUGCCUUUUUAGUUGAACGUAAGUUACAAAUCACAAAGAGAACACUAACUGCAUUUACAACUGCAAACUAUUUUCUGUUGGGCCAAGAGCAUGGCUCCUAUUAUUAAACACGUGAUUUAAUUAGUGGAAUUACCAGUUAUUUACUCGUCUAAUGUAUUGUUUUGUGUUUCUUGAGCUUGAUGUCGAUGCUGCUAGUGUGUCUGGUUGAUCCAUUAAGAAGGAAAGGAGGAGUUAGGGUGUGUAGCUUGAUAACACGACACAAGCUGAUACACAUCCCUCCAGUAAUAAAGACCUUUUUUAGAGGAUAAGUUUUCUCAAUGAGAUCUUCAUGUGAAGCAGUGUUAUUAUAUUGCCUUGUUGACAUUAUUAAAUGAUGGAUCAUUUCCCAGGUGGUUUUUGAUACCCUGGCUUUCUUUUCUUUAUGGUUUUGAGUGUUUGAUUCCUCUGUUCAGAAUGAAACAUGGAUACUUGAUUGAGGAGAAUUGCACAUGACCUGUGUUCUAACCAUAGCCUGUAUGAAAUGGAUUCCCAACUUGUAAAAAUAUGAUCGUGUGCCAUUUGGCAGACGCUUUUAUCCAAACUGACUCAGUCAUGCGUGCAUACAUUUUUACAUAUGGGUGGUCUGGGAAAUCGAACCCACAAUCGUGGCAUUGCAAGCACCAACUGUUCAAUAUGUAUCCCAACAUACCUGUACAUAAUGGGAUUAACCUCCUCCUUAUCCUCCUGACCAUUGAAAGAGCAGUUCAGAACAGUUCAAACUGUUCAAAUAUUGUCCAUACAGCAAGAUUAUUAUUACACCGCCAGCUAGAAAUCUCACAACCACCACACCAGUUAAAGGUUGCAGCACUCCAGUCCUGCAAAGCUGUGAAUUGUACAGUUUUCCUGUAGUUAGUAUUUGUACAUUUUCUUUGUCUGUUUUGAAAUUUCACAUCAGUGUUUGUUAUUCCAUCAAUUCGGUUUGAAUUGGACUUUUAUAGGAUAUUAUGCAGUCUUCUGCUUUGGUGAAAUACUUCUAGUAUUAAGAGAUUUCUGUUCUCUGUUACUCGUCUCUAACAGUAAUGCUACACCUCCCUGUCUUAUGCUUAGUGAGCAGAAAACCUCUGGAAUAUUCACUGGGAGGCAACAUUCAGAUCCAUAGAAAUGGAUUGUAUAGAGCCAAUACGAGGAAUAGCGCACUGUGCUUCUACUGAUCAUUGCAGUACUGAGCAACAUUGCCUCCUGUUGAAUAUGCACCACCUUAUGGAAGGCUUGCAAAAAAGCUCUGUGUGGGAUUUGCUUCUGCCUGCUGUGCAUUUCCCACUAUACUACCUUACCAACCCAGUCAGCCCCACUCUAAUCACAAAGACUGUACAUGUUUUAAAGAGAUAAAUAAACAUUAUUUUGUGCUUGA